This is a messenger RNA of Monopterus albus (swamp eel), 4630 nucleotides long. It is a transcript of the gene med23, whose product is annotated as mediator complex subunit 23. The coding region runs from base 126 to 4292 and encodes 1388 amino acids. Gene Ontology annotation, biological process: regulation of transcription by RNA polymerase II; positive regulation of gene expression. Lineage: Eukaryota; Metazoa; Chordata; Actinopteri; Synbranchiformes; Synbranchidae. The record is from RefSeq and is a predicted model, not a curated record. Gene Ontology annotation, cellular component: transcription regulator complex; mediator complex. The transcript has 31 exons.
UUUGAUUCCGGAUUGAUUUUGCUGUUGCACGUCUAGCGGGCGCGUUUAUUCCGUGCCUGUUAGCUUUUAGUUUUGGUUUGUUUGUGUAAUGCUUCGCUGUAAAUUAGCAUUUUUUUUAAGCAAGCAUGGCGCUCUCGAUGGAAACUCAACUACAGAGUAUUUUCGAAGAUGUUGUGAAAACUGAGAUGAUAGAAGAGGCAUUUGCUGGGAUGGUUAUGGACACCCCCGAGGAUGAGAGGACCAAACUGAUCAGUUGCCUUGGAGCCUUCAGAGAAUACUGGGGAACAUUACCACAGGAGUCUCAUGAACAGUGUGUACAGUGGAUAGUGCGGUUUACACACAGCCAGCACAGUCCCAAAAGAAUCUCCUUCCUCUAUGAUUGUCUAGCAAUGGCUGUGGAGACUAGUUUGUUACCACCCAGGAUGGUGUGUGCAGCUCUAAUAAGCUCAGAAAGUUUGGAGUGGGAGAGGACUCAGUUGUGGGAAUUAACUUUUAAAUUGUUCCGCAAGAUCAUUGGAGGGGUGGACUACAAGGGUGUCCGGGACCUGUUGAAAACUGUUCUGGAGAAAAUUGAGACCAUUCCUAUCACUGUGAGCUCAGCUAUAGUCCCACAGCUUCUGGCUGCCAGAGAGGUGGUACAAUAUAUCCUGGACAGAAAUGCCUGCCUCCUGCCAGCCUACUUUGCUAUUGCAGAAAUCAGAAAACUGUAUCCAGAGGGACAGCUGUCACACUGGCUUCUAGGUAGUUUGAUAUCAGACUUUGUGGACAGUUUCAGACCUACAGCCAGAAUCAACUCAAUUUGUGGAAGAUGCAGCCUGUUACCUGUAGUGAAUAACAGCGGGGCCAUCUGUAACUCCUGGAAGUUAGACCCCACUACUCUCCGCUUCCCUCUUAGAGGCUUGUUGCCGUUUGAUAAGGACCUGUUUGAGCCACAGACUUUCUUGCUGCGUUAUGUAUUAGAACAGCCAUACUCAAGAGACAUGGUCUGCAACAUGUUAGGACUCAACAAAGCGACACUGAACAUUGCCCAGUUUAAGCAGCGUUGCCCGGUGCUAGAGGAGCAGCUGGUGGACUUGGUGGUGUACGCCAUGGAGCGCUCUGAGACGGAGGAAUACUUUGACGCCGAUGUCGGAGGAACCAGCCAACUGCUGUGGCAGCAUCUCUCAUCCCAGCUCAUCUUCUUUGUGUUGUUUCAGUUUGCAAGCUUCCCACACAUGGUGCUGUCAUUACAUCAGAAGCUUGCAGGCAGAGGUCUUAUUAAAGGGAGAGACCACCUGAUGUGGGUCCUGCUGCAGUUUAUAUCUGGAAGCAUUCUGAAGAAUGCCUUAGGCGACUUCCUGCCUGUCAUGAAGCUCUUUGACCUGCUUUACCCAGAAAAAGAGUGCAUCCCAGUUCCUGACAUUAGCAAGCCCCAGUCAACUCAUUCCUUUGCUAUGACCUGCAUCUGGAUUCACCUGAACCGCAAAGCUCAGAACGACAACUCCAAACUACAGAUACCAAUACCACACUCUCUGAAACUACAACAUGAGUUUCUCCAGCAGUCAUUGCGAAACAAGAACCUCGGCAUGAACGACUAUAAGAUCGUUUUGCUGUGUAAUGCCUACAGCACCAACACAGAAUACUUCGCCUUGCCGAUGGGUGUCCUGGUAGAGGCCAUCUAUGGCAACGGAUCUAUGAGGAUCCCCCUACCCGGCACCAACUGUGUGGCUUCGGGAUCUGUCCCCCCUCUGCCUAUGAACCUGCUGGAUUCACUCACAGUCCAUGCAAAGAUGAGUCUCAUCCAUAGCAUUGCCACUCGAGUGAUAAAGUUGGCCCAAGCUAAGUCUAGUGUUGCCCUGGCCCCUGCACUUGUAGAAACAUACAGCAGACUGUUGGUCUAUAUGGAGAUCGAGUCAUUGGGCAUUAAAGGAUUCAUCAGCCAGUUGUUGCCCAAUGUGUUCAAGUCUCAUGCGUGGGGAAUCCUUCACACGUUGCUGGAGAUGUUCAGCUACAGGAUGCACCACAUCCAGCCGCACUACAGAAUCCAGCUUCUGAGUCAUCUGCACAGUCUGGCUGCCGUACCCCAGACCAACCAAAAUCAGCUGCAUCUUUGCACUGAGAGCACAGCUCUGCGGUUGAUCACAGCAUUGGGGAGUUCAGAGGUGCAGCCCCAGUUCACCCGCUUCCUCAACGACCCAAAGACCGUUCUGUCGGCCGAGUCUGAGGAACUGAACCGAGCCCUGAUCCUCACCUUAGCCAGAGCCACACAUGUCACUGACUUUUUCACAGGAUCAGACUCCAUCCAAGGGACUUGGUGUAAAGACAUUCUCCAGACCAUUAUGACCUUCACGCCUCAUAACUGGGCUUCACACACGCUGUCCUGCUUUCCUGCUCCACUACAGGCAUUCUUCAAACAGAACAAUGUUCCUCAAGAGUCUCGUUUCAACCUGAAGAAGAACGUUGAAGAGGAGUACAGGAAGUGGAAGUCUAUGGCCAAUGAGAACGACAUCAUUACCCACUUCUCCAUGCAGGGUUCACCCCCUCUGUUUCUCUGCCUGCUAUGGAAAAUGCUGCUGGAGACAGACCACAUAAACCAGAUUGGCUUCAGGGUCUUGGAGCGCAUCGGGGCUCGUGCGCUGGUUGCUCAUGUGCGGACAUUUGCGGACUUCCUUGUCUAUGAGUUCUCAACCUCAGCUGGCGGACAGCAGCUCAACAAGUGCAUCGAAAUACUCAAUGACAUGGUUUGGAAGUUCAACAUAGUCACGCUGGACAGACUCAUUCUAUGUCUGGCUAUGCGUAGCCAUGAAGGGAACGAGGCUCAGGUCUGUUACUUUAUAAUCCAGCUGCUGCUUUUGAAGCCCAACGACUUCAGGAACCGAGUCAAUGAUUUUGUCAAGGAGAACGCUCCUGAGCACUGGCUGCAGAGUGACUGGCACAACAAACACAUGAGCUACCACAAGAAAUACCCAGAGAAGCUGUACUUUGAGGGUCUUGCGGACCAAGUCAACCCUCCCAUGCAACUCCAGCCUCAGUACCUGCCAAUCUACUUUGGCAACGUGUGCCUGCGUUUCCUGCCCAUCUUUGACAUCGUCAUCCACCGCUUCCUGGAGCUUCUUCCUGUGUCCAAGUCUCUCGAAACGCUGCUGGACCAUCUGGGAGGGCUUUACAAGUUCCACGACCGCCCAGUCACCUACCUGUACAACACACUUCACUACUAUGAGCGACACCUGAGAGACAGAACCAGCCUGAAGAGAAAACUGGUGCAUGCCAUCAUAUCUUCUCUGAAGGACAACCGUAUGCCAGGUUGGUGUCUUAGUGAAACCUAUCUUAAGUUUGGCAUGAACGCCAGAGAGGACAAUGCGUGGAUCCCUGAUGACACCUACUACUGCAAGCUGAUUGGACGCCUGGUGGACACCAUGGCGGGAAAGUCACCCGGUCCCUUCCCCAACUGUGACUGGAGGUUCAAUGAAUUCCCCAACCCCGCAGCUCAUGCCCUGCAUGUCACCUGUGUCGAGCUGAUGGCUCUGGCAGUGCCAGGAAAAGACGUUGGCAACGCUCUGCUCAAUGUUGUUUUAAAAAGCCAACCCCUGGUUCCCAGAGAGAACAUCACAGCUUGGAUGAAUGCCAUUGGGCUUGUGAUCACUGCACUGCCUGAGCCCUACUGGAUCGUUCUCCAUGACCGCAUUGUGUCUGUGCUUGGGUCUCUGGCCCUGACAGCAGAGACGGAGUGGCCAGGGGAUCCCUUUGCCUUGCUGGACUUCACAGCUUGCCACCAGAGCUACAGUGAAAUGAACUGUAGUUAUGUACUUGCCUUGGCGCACACUGUCUGGCAUCAUUCAUCCAUCGGACAGCUCUCUCUCAUACCCAAAUUCUUGUCAGAGACUCUGAAGCCCAUUGUCCAGACGGAGUUCCAGUUACUCUAUGUAUAUAAUCUGGUGGGCCCAUUCAUGCAGCGCUUCCAGAUGGAGAGGACACGAUGCAUGUUGGAGAUUGGCGUGGCCUUCUAUGAGAUGCUCCAGGCUGUCGAUCAACACUGCCAACAUCUCUUCUACAUGGACCCAAUCUGUGACUUCCUCUAUCACAUCAAAUACAUGUACACUGGAGACAGUGUGAAAGACCAGGUGGAGAAAAUCAUCAUGACUUUGCGUCCAGCCAUGAAGCUGCGGUUGCGUUUCGUCACACACAGCUACAUGAUGGAGACUUCAUCAUCUGCUGCCUCCGCCUCCACACCUCAGCCCCCUCCCUCCUCCCUGGCAUCGACCUCCACCACGGCCUCGCCCUCCUCCACACAGCACACACAUGCACCUAUGUAGGGAGGUUAACAAACACAGUUACAAUCAUGAAAAUGGACAUUCUCACACACACACUGCAAUCAAAUGUGAGUUGAAACAUUUUGCAUUAGCUGUUCUCCAACUUGUGUUUUGUAAAAUAAGGAUUAUUGUACCUUUAUAAAUAAGACCCCUGGAGCACUGGUUCUCUGUCUUGAGCAUGAUUUAUAUUUGUAAGUGCAUAAAAAAUUCAAGAAAGUCAUAAAUGUUUCCUUAGCAGCAUGUUAUCACCGACAAAAUUCAGGCAUACUGAUACAUUUACACAGCAUCUCUGAGCUCUAAUUUAGCAAAGACAACACUUUUUACCUACUGGAUCUGUACUU